AUGAGUCCGAUAACGUCCAAAUCGGCGAAUGGAAUACGACAACGAAUCCAGAUUGUGAAUAUUUCAACAAGGGCGAACAGCAUUGUGCUCCUGAACGUCGAGAAAGAUAUAUACCAUUACUUAGUUCAUCCGAAAUAUGAGAAACAACCAUUGAAUUACGAUAUAGCUCUAUUGAGGCUGGAAGAGAGUGUAAGAUAUACGGAAUUGAAGGUUUUAGAUAUCAAUGAAUGCAACACCAUUGGAGGAACAAAUGAAAAUCAAAUAUGCGUGAAAGGUGCAAAAGGUGCAGAUAGCUGUAGCGACGACUCCGGUGGACCACUCAUGCUUAAGCAAUCACAUAGUGGCAAGACAGCGUAUUAUUUAAUUGGUGUGGUCUCAUUCGGUUUAGGCGGUGAAUGCGGCGAUAUCGGAACCAAGGGUAUCUACACGCGUGUCGUUAAUUUUAUGGAUUGGGUAGUAGAAAAUACACAUGAUUCGUCAGGAAACAUUAGAUCAAAAUUUUAAAGUUCUUCCUUCCUAAUUACUAAGUGAUGUACAUAGCUUCUAAGAUGUAGUUUAAAAAAUUAUAGCUUUGUAUUUAUAAUUACGUAUAGCACGUAUUGAAUUUACUAAUAAAUAAAUUUAUAUAUUUAUUAUAACCAUUUAACCUCA
Molecule: messenger RNA, 651 nt
Organism: Zeugodacus cucurbitae (melon fly)
Lineage: Eukaryota; Metazoa; Arthropoda; Insecta; Diptera; Tephritidae
Product: CLIP domain-containing serine protease B4-like
Exons: 2
Coding region: 1-504 (167 amino acids)
Biological process (GO): proteolysis
Molecular function (GO): serine-type endopeptidase activity
Source: RefSeq, a predicted model, not a curated record